This is a messenger RNA of Ectocarpus sp. CCAP 1310/34, 1778 nucleotides long. The record is from the annotation of a GenBank genome assembly. NCBI's taxonomy places the organism in Eukaryota, Phaeophyceae, Ectocarpales, Ectocarpaceae.
CUCUCCUUCUCGGGCUCCUAAUGCCCUCUGGAGCCAAGCCCAUCAUUCUGGUGAUGGGGUGCUGCAGCGCGGGCAUCUUGGUAACCGGGUGGCUGGCGGAUAGCGUAUUGAGCAAAGAUGAUGGGACACCGGCCAUGCGCGCCGUAUCGGACCCGAUCAAGUACACGGCCAUUGCAAAGAUCGCCGUCUUUUUGCUGGUAUUCAUCGUGAUGAGCUACGUGCUAAGACCGACGGGAUCUUCAGAGGUGCAGAACGCCGGUGUGCGUCGGGUCGGAAACACGACGCUGGGCCUGAUCAGCGGGGCCUGUUUUCUCGUCGGAGCCUUGUGUUCCGCAGCGGCCGGGUACAUCUCCAUGUGGGUUAGCGCACACGCUAACAUCCGUGUAGCUAGCGCCGCCCGACGAGGGUACGGCGAGGCCUUGGUGAUUUGCUUCCGCGGCGGUGCCUUCAGUGCCGUCCUGGACAUCACGCUGUGCGUCGCGGGGGUGACGCUGCUGUACGUGGCCCUCUACACGUGGUACGUGGCGAGGGGGGUGCUGGACGACACCGACGUUCCCGUUCUUAUGGUUGGCUACGGCUUCGGAGCGUCGUUUGUGGCGCUGUUCAUGCAGCUCGGUGGCGGCAUAUACACCAAGGCUGCGGAUGUCGGCGCAGACCUCGUCGGCAAGGUGGAGACCGGCAUCCCGGAGGACGACCCCCGAAAUCCCGCCGUGGUGGCGGACUUGGUGGGCGACAUGGUCGGGGACUGCGUGGGGAGCAGCGCAGACGUGUUCGAGAGCGUCGCGGCGGAGAUGAUAGGAGCCAUGAUCCUAGGGUCUACUCUUGCCAAAGAGGUGCGCCUGCAACACGAAGGAUGCUAUCUACGGACGGUACCCUUUCCGAUUGUAGGCCGCAGUGGUUACAUCUUUUGUACCGCUUGCUUCCGUGGAGUUAGCUUCGCGCUGGCGCUCACUGGCUUCGCAAUCAUAUCGCGCUGGCUUCUGUACGUGGAGGACUCUCCGUCAGCGUGGCUACACUUCUUCGGGUGUGGGAUAGUGGGCAUGGUCACGGCCUACGUCUUCAUUCUCUCCACGCAGUACUACACCGACUACGUGUACGCGCCCGUGAGAAGCAUCGCGGAAGCAAGUACCACGGGACACGGGACAAACAUCAUCACGGGUGUGGCCGUAGGUAUGAAGAGCACGGUCAUCCCCUGCAUCACCGUGAGCGUGGCGGUUAUCGCGGCGUACCACCUAGGCCGGACCUCGGGCGUGGGGGAGGGGCACAGCGCUGGGAUUUUCGGGACGGCGGUUGCGACCAUGGGCAUGCUCAGCAGCGCCGUGUACGUGCUCUCGAUGAACAACUUCGGUCCUAUCGCGGACAACGCCGGCGGGAUAGCGGAGAUGAGCCAGCAGCCGGAGUUCGUUAGAGAAACAACCGACCGCCUCGAUGCCGCCGGUAACGUGACAAAGGCCAUCACUAAGGUCAGGACCGGUUAGCGAGGACUUGGCUCAUUCUGGAAGGAUGCCGGUCGCUAGACAUGGUACUGUAAGAUUGCGCGGAGGAUGAUGGAAGUGAAACUCUGGCAGAAGCAUGUCGCAGUGAUGAGAAGCAUUCCGCCAACUUUGUUGCUACAUGCCCUGCAAGUUUCAGGAGACGCUCCGUGUGUACAGCGAGCUAUUUUCUUGUUCCAAUACUGCUGCGGGCUCCGUGGUUUUUGCUUUCGACACCUGAACGGUUUCAUCGCGAGCACGCGCACCCACGAGACCAUUUUGUAUUUUUCCGUUUGCUUCGCGACC